Molecule: messenger RNA, 2627 nt
Organism: Mauremys mutica (yellowpond turtle)
Lineage: Eukaryota; Metazoa; Chordata; Testudines; Geoemydidae
Gene: HNRNPH3
Product: heterogeneous nuclear ribonucleoprotein H3
Exons: 10
Coding region: 234-1262 (342 amino acids)
Biological process (GO): regulation of RNA splicing
Cellular component (GO): nucleoplasm; ribonucleoprotein complex
Molecular function (GO): RNA binding
Source: RefSeq, a predicted model, not a curated record
GAUCCGAGGCGCGGAUUGAUUGAGCCUCCCGCUCUGUGGAGGGAUCUGUCUCAUUCAGAGUGGAUUAGUCGCCCCCCCCCCCUUUCCCGGGUUACUGCAGCUUGUUCCCCAAAGACUUCCUCUGUCGGGAUAAUAUUUUCUGCCUCACAAGGGUGUUGUGGGAAUUAAUCCAUUAACAGAUACACUGCGCUUGGAAGACAAAAUUGAUUUAUUGUGUUGAUUUAAGUAGCAAGAUGGACUGGACUGGGAAACACAAUGGUCCAAAUGAUACAUCUAGUGAUGGAACAGUACGACUUCGUGGACUGCCAUUUGGUUGCAGCAAAGAGGAGAUUGUUCAGUUCUUUCAAGGGUUGGAAAUCGUGCCAAAUGGGAUAACAUUGACGCUGGACUACCAGGGGAGAAGCACAGGGGAGGCCUUCGUGCAGUUUGCUUCAAAGGAGAUAGCAGAAAAUGCUCUGGGGAAACACAAGGAAAGAAUAGGGCACAGGUACAUUGAAAUCUUCAAAAGUAGUAAGAGUGAAAUCAGAGGAUUCUAUGACCCACCAAGAAGAAUGAUGGGACAACAACGACCGGGACCAUAUGAUAGACCAUUAGGAGGAAGAGGGGGUUAUUAUGGAGCUGGGCGUGGAAGUAUGUAUGACAGAAUGCGUCGAGGAGGUGGUGGAUAUGACGGUGGAUAUGGUGGCUUUGAUGAUUAUGGUGGAUAUAAUAACUAUGGCUAUGGAAAUGAUGGCUAUGACGACAGAAUGAGAGAUGGGAGAGGUAUGGGAGGACAUGGCUAUGGUGGAGCUGGAGAUGCAAGUUCAGGUUUCCAUGGUGGUCAUUUUGUUCAUAUGAGAGGAUUGCCUUUUCGAGCUACAGAAAAUGAUAUUGCUAAUUUUUUCUCACCACUGAAUCCUAUAAGAGUUCACAUUGACAUUGGGGCAGAUGGAAGAGCAACAGGAGAAGCAGAUGUGGAGUUUGUAACACAUGAAGAUGCAGUGGCUGCCAUGUCUAAGGAUAAAAAUAACAUGCAACAUCGAUACAUUGAACUGUUUCUGAAUUCAACUGCUGGAGGAGGCUCAGGAAUGGGAGGCUAUGGCAGAGAUGGAAUGGAUCAAGGAGGUUAUGGCUCUGUUGGCAGAAUGGGAAUGGGAAGCAAUUACAGUGGAGGAUAUGGUACUCCUGAUGGCUUGGGUGGAUAUGGUCGUGGCAGUGGAAAUAGUGGUGGAUACUAUGGGCAAGGCAGUAUGGGCGGAGGUGGAUGGCGUGGAAUGUACUGAAGAGUGACCUUGCUUCUACAAAAUAUCCUGGAAGAAACAGUAUCUGGUCUACUAGACUUUCUUACAAAAUUUAAUUUCUUUUGUAUUUUAAGAACUUUAUAAUGACUGAAGGAAUGUGUUUUCACAAUAUUAUUUGGUAAGCAACAGAUUGUGAUGGGAAAAUCUGUUUUCUGUAGGUUUUAUUUGUUGCAUACUCUGACUUUAAAUAAAUUUUUAUAUUCAAACCACUGAUGUUGAUACUUUUUAUACUAGCUACUCUUAAGGAUGUAUUGCAUAUUCAAGAAUGCAUUUGGUUUAAGAUGUACUAUUGGUUUAUUAAAGGUGGUUGUACUGUAACACUGAUUCAGUUCUCUGUAAACAUGGUAUAAUUGAAUCUUAGAUUAAAGAUACACUUGUUAAAAGGAAUAAGAUAGAAAAGUAGAUUAGUUGGGUUUGGUUACAACCUAUUCUAAAUUGUCUUUCAAGUAUAUACUAUUUAAAAAAAAAUCCCACAACAAAAUAUUAAGUUUAUAGGCAUGGAGGCUAAAAGUUAUAAAGUUGGCUUCCUUGUUUUUCAUGUCAAAAGCACUAUCUUCAAAUGCACAACUGCAUAGGUUGGUUGGUGUCUGAUCUGUGUGCCCAUAAGAAUGGGCAAUUCAGUUCCUCAUUUUGCUGAUCCUUGCACUAAUAUCUAGCAAGUUUCACAUUUACUGAUAAAUCUUCAUGUCUGUAUACUUGCAAACCAAUUUGUCUUGUCAGAUUAUCUUCAACCAUUACUAAAGUUUCUUUUUGCAUAUGGACAGGACACAAAAAUGAAUGGGGCAGAGUACUAGUUAUGUUAAACUAUAUCUGGUUUUAAUAUACUUAAUAUCCAAAACAUGUCAGAAUAUUAAAAGGCAUUAAGUCAAAUUAUGCACUGGUCUCAUUUUCCCAAGUCUGUUCAGAAAAGAAAAUACAAGUAGUUUUGCUGCCGAAUAGCUGAUAAUAGCCUGCAUCUAGUCAAAAUUCGACAGUUUCUUUUUUUCUGAAGAAAGGACUCAUCAUUUUUGGGAGUUAUUUGGCAUCCAAAUACCCCUUCAAAUGAAAGCAAACAUAAGACCAAUACUUGUCAAAAUACUUUCACACAAUCCAACUACAUCUGGGUAAUGUUUUUGUGCAUUUGUGACAUGUAAGAUGUUUGGAACCAUAUUGUUUGAAGACACUAACAUACAUGAUGUAUAAUGAAGAAAAAGGUAUUUCAUAAUUCUCAGCCACUAUGCUCUUCCAAAAUUUAACUGCUUGUCCUUAAAUGCCUCCCUCUAAUUUGUCAAAUGUGCUCUUGGUUAUUGAAAGUUUGUCACCUGUUUUUGCUAGUAAUGUGUUUGUAAUAAAUGUGUUAUUGUGGGA